Papaver somniferum (opium poppy) is the source of this 672-nucleotide messenger RNA. RefSeq names its product desiccation protectant protein Lea14 homolog. The transcript has 2 exons. The record is from RefSeq and is a predicted model, not a curated record. Lineage: Eukaryota; Viridiplantae; Streptophyta; Magnoliopsida; Ranunculales; Papaveraceae. Gene Ontology annotation, cellular component: cytosol. Gene Ontology annotation, biological process: response to desiccation. Bases 92 to 526 code for a protein of 144 amino acids.
UCAAAUUCUAUCAAACCAAUCUCUUAUUUCUACAUUUCUAUCAAACUCAACUCCAAUUCCAUUUUCAUUUUCAUUUUCAUUGUUCAGAGCUAUGAAGAAACCAGAAGCAGAUUUAGACGUUGAUAUCUCCAAACUGGGUUUACAUGCGAUCACUUUCAUGGCAAACAUAUCAAUAACUAAUCCAUAUAGUCACUCUCUUCCUAUAUGUGAGGUCAGAUAUGCCUUGUUCAGUGCUGGCAAGGAAAUUGUGUCAGGGACAAUGCCGGAUCCAGGUGAUAUAGAGGAGAAUGACGUGACAUUACUCAAAGUACCAGUGAAAGUGCCGUAUAACAUAUUGAUAACUAUAGCUAAGGAUAUAGGUAGAGACUGGGAUAUUGAUUAUGAAGUGAGAAUAGGCCUUAUUGUUGAUUUACCAAUCUUUGGUAAUAUUACAAUCCCGCUAUCUAAGACUGGAGAAAUCAAACUACCAACUAUCUUUGGUGGAGAUGAUGAUGAUGAUUCAAAGGACAAGAAUGAUGAUGAAUGAAGAAGGUUCAAAACUUCAAAGAAACAGUGAUUUUCCUUGUUGCAUUGUUUAAUUAAUUUGGUUUAGUGUUGGUCAUACUAUAUGUUAGCUUGAAUGUUUCAGAUUCAAAGUACCAUGAAUAAAGUUUGUUUUAUCGUUUACUUUUC